UCCUCAUAUCCUCUGUCUACAUGUGAAGUCAUAGGUCAAGCCAAUACACAAACGAAGUCGUCGUGAAAUCGAUCGAGCUGCGGCUACUGUACUCAGGAAGGUACCGCGAGAUACUACAGCGUUCUCUAGUCCCAAAGUUCCGGACGACGUAACACCCGUUAUCCUGAAGGCAGCGAAACGACCCCACAAAACAAAAAAAGGUCCACGAACGGCAAGACGAUCUCGAGUCAUCGAUGGGUGAUGGAUCCGCAACCGCUAGCAAUCACGGGAUUGUAUUUGUUUCACCCAGUCUUCAAGAUUCCUACAAUCAUCCACUGGCCCUGUACGAGCCAAAGGGAGAACAAAUCAGAGAUAUAACUCCCAAAGAAGUACCCACUGUGCCUGAAGGCAAAGUCAUUUAUAGUCAAUCGCUUCCUGCGCUUCGAGCCGCCGCCGGUCGCGACGAGAGAAUUGACGUGACCGAUUGUGCCACUGCUGAGCGGUACCGUUUUAUCGACUGUAACAGCUUCGUUAGACACGGCGUCCUAGAGCUUUGGGAAGUGCCGCAAUUGCCCAUAGAUCAAUAUAUUGCGAUCUCGCACAUCUGGAAGAGCAAAGAGCCCCGACCACACGACCUUACCACAAAUGGGGUAUUCCUCGUCGAAUGUGAAGAGAGAAAUGAUGGUGGGCCCAUCAGCAUUGACGUUCUACGUUAUUCGAGCAGCGCAGCGCUUCAGAUGGGCAUACGGCUGCUCUGGCUCGACCGUUUAUGCAUUCUUCAAACACCCACAACUGCAGGCCAGCGAGACAAGCGUUGGCAGAUCCUGCAUAUGUAUGAUGUUUACAAGGGCUGUCAUGCCUGCCUCGUACUUCCUGCAGGUCUGCAGCGCUUUCCAGAUGAGUCAGAAGAGACCGGCGGGGUCGAACGCGCAUAGACAUUCCAGGAGGUCAUAGUCGCGCCACUAGUAAAGGUGUUGUACAUGACUCACUUGAGACUACUCCCCGCAUAAUAGACAUCACGGAUGCUU
Messenger RNA from Somion occarium, 1007 nucleotides. The record is from the annotation of a GenBank genome assembly. Lineage: Eukaryota; Fungi; Basidiomycota; Agaricomycetes; Polyporales; Cerrenaceae.